CGGGGCCCUAGACCCCCGCAGGAGGACGCCGGCCACCCGGCCGCGGGGCCACCCUGCCCGGCCCUGGCCGCGACCCCCCCGCCCGCAGCAUGGCCGGUGACCGAUUGCACAGAAACUCCACAAACGGGCCCUUUCCGUCGAGCUCGAAAGAAAAAAAAAAAAAAAACGAUUUAAGUGCCGCCGACCUGUUGCCUCACGUUGGCCAGAGGCGGGGAAGCAGCAAGGAAAAAUUCUGCAGCAGGGACUUGACUGGCCUCAGUCUUCAAGGAGCCAGUGUUUGCUCAGGGCCCCAAGCCCAGGAUCACUCAGAGAACCUUCUCUGGAUGGGCUUGGAUUGGUCCCGGAGGACCCAGGUGUACUGCUACCUGGUGCACCGGGAUGGCCAGGCAUGGCCCCAAGGGGAGCCAGGAAAGACCCCUGUCCCACAGCUGCUCUGCCACUGGUUGCUCUUGGUCCCCACGCUCUGAAUUCCUGGACCUGAAAACCAAAGCAAUCUGGUCAGCCCCAGGGACAGAGUGGCCCAGUGUCACACCUCCUGCUUUCCUCAGCUGCCAAGCUGGAAGCCUGAUCCUGAUUGAAGAGCUCUGCCUGCCUCACCCCGGGGACUGAGGCCAGACGAAGCCACCAUGUGUCCCCUGCAGCUCCCCACAGGGUGUGAUGGCUUCCUUCCUUGUGCCUAGUGCCCUGGGGUCCCUGAUCCGGGUGGAACCUCCCAUACCCCAACCCUUUCCACCGAGGUCCAGUUCGGUGAGCCUGCCAGCCUGCUGACUCCAUCUACAGAUGUCUGGGGACAGCCUUCAACAGCCACCUGAGGCUGUCUGAGAGGAGAGGACGAGGGGCCUCCUUAGGGCUGAUCCACUGAUGUGCCCCUUUCAAGACCCCCGUCUCACCCUCGAGCGACCGGCUCCCCAGCUGCAGCCUUGUGGCUCAGGUGGAGCUGCCUGGGGCCUGUGACAUCUCUUACCGGCUGGGAGAGGGUUGGGGGGAGCCUCAGGGCCCCUGGCCCGCGGCCCCUCCCCUGCAGAAAGCUCCAUCCUGUGCCACCCCCUCCCCCAGGGUAUAGGGUGUCCCUGCGCAGCCCUCAAGGGUCAGGGGAGGGGCAGGGGAGGGGAUGCACGUCUUUCGCCCCGUGUUCCUGCCACUGCUUUCCUGACCGGUUUGGCCUUGAGUACUUAGCGCGCUUCUUCCCCACCCCUUCCCUCUCCCGCACUGGGCCCUGGCUGCCUGACAGGCUCUCCAUGCACUUUAUUUAUUUGCAGUCUGUGUUCCAGGCGGCAGAGCUUCUACAGCAUCAGAGCCACGGGCUGAAUAUGAUGACUGUCACUUUCCCGUGUGUGAUUAACUGCUGGUCAGCGCCCUCUGCUCAGAGGAAUGGGCUCGUUUCUGCUGUCAAAUCCUGUCACUCUAAGUUAAAAAGAAAACCUUCCCUAAGUUCAAUAAAAUGAAAUACAAGUGGAGGCCAUC
Molecule: messenger RNA, 1464 nt
Organism: Canis lupus familiaris (dog)
Lineage: Eukaryota; Metazoa; Chordata; Mammalia; Carnivora; Canidae
Exons: 3
Coding region: 90-467 (125 amino acids)
Source: RefSeq, a predicted model, not a curated record